AUGAACGCCGAGGCACUCUCGCUCUCGCUCGCUCUCUCUCGCUCUGCCACUGCGAGCGAGCCACGCAAAAUCCUUCCCCUCGCCUCGCCCCGGCAAAACUCCUCCUCCCUCGCCCUCCCCUUCCCGGCCGGGCCUCCCUCCCCUCCCUUCCCUCCGCCUGCCCGACCCUGCCCGGUCUCUCCCUCUCUCUACCUCUCUCUCUCUCUCGGUCACAAGCUCUCGCACGUUGCCAGGAGCGUGCGCCCAAUUAGGGCACGCCUUUUUGGCCCAUUUUCGCCCCCUCGGAAUUGCAUUUUCAAGCUUGCCCCCGCGGACCGCUGGGUCCUGACCGACUGCCUGACAGCCCCACUGCCCCCGUCGCCGGAUCCAGGUUCAAAUCCCUGCGCAUCGCCCCGCUCCGUCAGCGAUCUCCGUCGGCCCGAUGUUCUUUUGAAUCACGAACUGGAUGGAGCGGACAGAUUAUGGUCUCUUCUCGUCGGGACACGUGGCCGGAGACGGAUGCCUCGAGUCAAUCCGUUACACAGAUUUUUAAGAGUCUCCCGGAUCCUGGACCGGUCCUUCGACCUCCGCCCGCUGCCCGAGCGACACAUUUUUCCCGCCGCGGAUCAACACUCUCUCUGCCCGUCUCUAAAUUCGUUCCAAAUUAAAGCUGCUCCCAAGUUUGGCGGGCGUGUAGACUAG
This is a messenger RNA of Marchantia polymorpha subsp. ruderalis, 681 nucleotides long. The record is from the annotation of a GenBank genome assembly. Lineage: Eukaryota; Viridiplantae; Streptophyta; Marchantiopsida; Marchantiales; Marchantiaceae.